Messenger RNA from Cheilinus undulatus (humphead wrasse), 2344 nucleotides. RefSeq names its product gamma-glutamyltransferase 5a (gene ggt5a). Gene Ontology annotation, biological process: inflammatory response; glutathione catabolic process; leukotriene D4 biosynthetic process. The record is from RefSeq and is a predicted model, not a curated record. The transcript is spliced from 12 exons. Gene Ontology annotation, cellular component: plasma membrane. Lineage: Eukaryota; Metazoa; Chordata; Actinopteri; Labriformes; Labridae. The coding region runs from base 1 to 1650 and encodes 549 amino acids. Gene Ontology annotation, molecular function: glutathione gamma-glutamate hydrolase; leukotriene-C(4) hydrolase activity.
AUGGCGAGGUCAAAGGCGAGGGUGUGCGGGUGUUGCGCACUGAUACUGUUGUGUGUGGUUGCUGUCAUUGUGUUAAUUGCUGUUCUUAUCAGGCGCAAGUGUCCGGAUGACACUUUUCCCAAGGCUGCUGUGGCUGCAGACUCCAAGAAAUGUUCAGAGAUUGGACGGGACAUCCUGCAGAGAGGAGGCUCGGCGGUAGAUGGCGCCAUUGCUGCGCUGCUGUGCACUUCCCUUGUAAACCCACAGAGCAUGGGCAUCGGAGGGGGCUCCAUAUUCACAGUGAUGGACAGAUCUGGCAAUGUCAAAAUAAUCAACUCCAGAGAGACGGUGCCACAGAAGUUUAAUCCAGACCUGCUGAAAUUAUGUCCCAAGACCUUUCAGAUGGUGCCAGGCUCUACCUGGAUCGGGGUCCCAGGAGAACUUCGGGGUUAUGAGAUGGCCCACAAGCUGUAUGGGAAGCUGCCGUGGAAAGCCCUCUUCGAGCCGACCAUCCAGCUGGCCAGAGAAGGGUUUCCUAUCCCACAAAUCCAGGGCCGAUACCUCUCAUUUAUUGAUUCGAAUGAGACCCAGUCACUACGGAAGCUGUUUUCAGAUAAGAAUGGGAGGCUGCUGCAGACUGGUGAUAUUGUAAAGUUUGAGAAACUGGCCGACACUUUGGAGGUGAUUGCAAACCACGGGGCGGAUCCUUUUUAUACUGGGAGCAUAGCAAAGGAUUUAAUCCAAGACAUACAGGAGGCAGGAGGAACACUCACGAUGCAGGACUUGGCAGCAUACAGAGUUUCAGUGACGGAUGCGUGGGCUGUUCCUUUGGGAGAGUACCAGAUGUACAUCCCCCCACCCCCUGCAGGAGGCAUCAUACUCAGCCUCGUCCUGAACAUCAUGAAAGGUUAUGGGUUGAAUCCAGGCUCUCUCACCGGUGAGAAAAAGAAACUGGCUUAUCAUCACUACAUAGAGGCCUUUAAGUUUGUCAAUGGGAUAAAGAAAGACAUCUGGUCCAGCUCAGCACAGAUGGCAAAGAAAUUCACAGAAGACAGCUUUGCCGACUACAUCCGGAACUUGAUCAGUGAUGACAGGACCCAUAAACCCCAGUAUUACAACAUCACCCCGCACCUGGACAGCAUCGGCACCACGCAUGUGUCUGUGCUGGCUGAGGACGGAUCUGCUGUGUCUGUAACCAGCACCAUCAACCACAUAUUUGGCUCAAAGGUCUUUUCUGCGAGCACCGGAGUCAUCCUCAACAACGAGCUGUCUGACUUCUGUGGAAGGGUAGAUAGCAUCUCUCCUGGGGAGCAGCCUCCCUCCUCCAUGGCCCCCACUGUGCUGAAGUCUCGGUCGAAGACGCUGGUGAUUGGAUCGACUGGUGGCAGCAUGAUCACGACUGGGAUUGCCUCGACGCUCAUGAACCACCUUUGGUUUGGAAAGAGCCUUAAGGAGGCCGUCGCCACUCCUGUUGUUUUUGUCGACUCUCAAAAUGCGGCAAAGUUUGAACCCAAAUUUGAUAAGGAUGUGAUCGAGGCUCUGAUGGCGAUGGGGCAUGAGCAAGACACGGCAAAGCGUUUCUACAAUGUGGUCAAUGCUGUAGAGAAGGAGGACGGCUGUAUCUGUGCCGUGUCUGAUGCCAGGAAACUGGGUGAAGCUGCCGGUUACUAAGAUAGAAGGUCAACGACAGUCGCUACUGAGGAGGCCCUGAAGGCUAUAGAGAACGCCCUGCAGCCACUAAAGCACAAGGACUGCAACAGAUGGAGUUUUAUCCUGCUGAAAAAACAUGAACAAAGUGAUAAAUUAUAAGCCUCUUCAGGUGAACAGGAACAUUUUACAGCUGAACACCGGGACAAGAUGAACUUGUGCUGGAGAAACAUGAGUCUGUCUGACCUCCUGAGACUUUUUCAGUUUACUUUUACACAUUUUAAGCACUUGGCUCUUGUCAAUAUUUACAUCCUUAUAUUCUUAGUGUGGACAUUUUCAUGCAUUCUAUCGUCUGUGGAGGUUCUCAUUUACCUAGGUCAUAGUUAUCCAAAUUGAGGUUUUCUCCAAAUAAGCUUCUUCAGUGCUAAAGUGACUGGGACCAGUGCUAGAAAAAAAGUUGACCAUUGGUAUGCUGAUGAUCUUAAGGUUAUACCUCUCUAAGAACCUCAGUUAAGUCCAGUUGCACCCCCUUGACCAAGAUUUGAACAUAUAUUGUAUUACAGACCAACAUGGUAGAUGUCACAAUAUUUAUUUUACAUUUUGUGCCAGAGCACGCAGCAGCUGGAGCUAUAGAUAAUCAGAUCAAACCGAGGCACACUGAAGAGUGGAUUCUUGGGAGAAAGUUUGGAGAGAAAUACAGAGAGGUUUACACCUCUGC